Molecule: messenger RNA, 4111 nt
Organism: Myotis daubentonii (Daubenton's bat)
Lineage: Eukaryota; Metazoa; Chordata; Mammalia; Chiroptera; Vespertilionidae
Gene: EPHA2
Product: EPH receptor A2
Biological process (GO): protein phosphorylation; axon guidance; ephrin receptor signaling pathway
Cellular component (GO): plasma membrane; dendrite
Molecular function (GO): protein binding; ATP binding; transmembrane-ephrin receptor activity
Source: RefSeq, a predicted model, not a curated record
CCCAACUUCCAUUAAGGAUUGGGGCAGGAGGUGCUGAAGUUGCGCGCGGGCAGCGGGCGGGAGCGGAACACCGAAGCCGGCUUGCGGGGCGGGCGUGCGGGAGCCGGGCAGGGAUCAGGCCGAGAGCAAGGAGCGUGGCAUGGAGCGUCGGAGGCCCCGUACCUGCCUCGCCCUGCUGUGGGGCUGCAUGCUGGUCGCCACCGCGGCGCAGGGCAAGGAAGUUGUUUUGCUGGACUUUGCUGCAGCGAACGGGGAACUCGGCUGGCUCACGCACCCGUAUGGCAAAGGGUGGGACCUGAUGCAGAACAUCAUGGACGACGCGCCCAUCUACAUGUACUCCGUGUGCAACGUGGUGGCCGGCGACCAGGAUAACUGGCUGCGCACCAACUGGGUGUACCGCGGCGAGGCCGAGCGCAUCUUCAUCGAGCUCAAGUUCACCGUGCGCGACUGCAACAGCUUCCCGGGGGGCGCCAGCUCCUGCAAGGAGACCUUCAACCUCUACUACGCCGAGUCGGAUGUGGACUACGGCACCAACUUCCAGAAGCGCCAGUUCAAGAAGAUCGAUACCAUCGCGCCCGACGAGAUCACAGUCAGCAGCGACUUCCAGGCCCGCCACGUGAAGCUGAACGUGGAGGAGCGCUCCGUGGGGCCGCUCACCCACAAGGGCUUCUACCUGGCCUUCCAGGACAUCGGCGCCUGCGUGGCACUGCUCUCCGUCCGCGUCUACUACAAGAAGUGCCCCGAGCUGCUGCAGGGCCUGGCUCGCUUCCCCGAGACCAUUGCCGGCUCCGACGCACCCUCCCUGGCCACCGUGGCGGGCACUUGCGUGGACCAUGCUGUGGUUCCCCCUGGGGGCGAAGAGCCCCGCAUGCACUGUGCCGUCGACGGCGAGUGGCUGGUGCCCAUCGGUCAGUGCCUGUGCCAGGAGGGCUACGAGAAGGCGGAGGAUGCCUGCCAGGCCUGCUCGUCUGGAUUCUUCAAAUCGGAGGCGUCCGAGAGUGCCUGUUUAGAGUGCCCCGCACACACCCUGCCGUCCUCCGAGGGGGCCACGUUCUGUGAGUGUGAGGAAGGCUACUUCCGGGCCCCGCAGGACUCGCUGUCGAUGCCCUGCACAGGCCCGCCCUCUGCCCCAAGCUACCUCACGGCCGUGGGCAUGGGUGCCAAAGUGGAGCUGCGCUGGAAGGCGCCCCUGGACAACGGGGGCCGCGAAGACAUCACCUACAGGGUCACCUGCGAACAGUGCCUGCCCGAGUCAGGCGAGUGCAGACCUUGCGAGGCCAGCGUGCGCUACUCCGAGCUCCCGAACAAGCUGACCCGCACCAGCCUGAUAGUCAGCGACCUGGAGCCCCACAUGAACUACACCUUCGCCGUGGAGGCCCGCAACGGUGUCUCGGACCUGGUGGCCAGCCGCAGCUUCCGCACCGCCAGCGUCAGCAUCAACCAGACAGAGCCCCCCAAGGUGAAGCUGGAGAGCCGGGGCACCACCUCGCUGAGCGUGUCCUGGAGCAUCCCUGUGCCACAGCAGAGCCGUGUGUGGAAGUACGAGGUCACCUACCGCAAGAAGGGGGACUCCAACACCUACAACGUGCGCCGCACCGAGGACUUCUCUGUGACCCUGGAUGGCCUGGCUCCGGACACCACCUACCUGGUCCAAGUGCAGGCGCUGACACAGGAGGGCCAGGGUGCCGGCAGCAAGGUGCACGAGUUCCAGACGCUGUCCAUGGAAGGGUCUGCCAACGUGGCGGUGAUUGGCGGAGUGGCCGUGGUCAUUGUCUUGCUCCUGGUGCUGGCAGGAAUCGGCUUCCUCCUCCAUCGCAGGAGGAAGAGCCAGCGGGCCCGCCAGUCCUCGGAGGAUGUUUACUUCUCCAAGUCAGAACAACUGAAGCCCUUGAAGACAUAUGUAGACCCCCACACGUACGAGGACCCCAACCAGGCCGUGCUCAAGUUCACCACCGAGAUCCACCCGUCCUGUGUCACGAGACAGAAGGUCAUCGGAGCAGGAGAGUUUGGGGAGGUGUACAAGGGGACGCUGAAGGCGUCGGGGAAGAAGGAGGUACCUGUGGCCAUCAAGACGCUGAAAGCCGGCUACACCGAGAAGCAGCGGGUGGACUUCCUCAGCGAGGCCAGCAUCAUGGGCCAGUUCAGCCACCACAACAUCAUCCGCCUGGAGGGCGUCGUCUCCAAAUACAAGCCCAUGAUGAUCAUCACUGAAUACAUGGAGAACGGGGCCCUGGACAAGUUCCUUCGGGAGAAGGAUGGCGAGUUCUGCGUGCUGCAGCUGGUGGGCAUGCUGCGGGGCAUCGCGGCAGGCAUGAAGUACCUGGCCAACAUGAACUACGUCCACCGCGACCUGGCCGCCCGCAACAUCCUCGUCAACAGCAACCUGGUCUGCAAGGUGUCCGACUUCGGCUUGUCCCGUGUGCUGGAGGACGACCCUGAGGCCACCUACACCACCAGUGGUGGCAAGAUCCCCAUCCGCUGGACGGCCCCGGAGGCCAUCUCCUACCGCAAGUUCACCUCGGCCAGUGACGUGUGGAGUUACGGCAUCGUCAUGUGGGAAGUGAUGACGUAUGGCGAGCGGCCCUACUGGGAGCUGUCAAACCACGAGGUGAUGAAAGCCAUCAACGAAGGCUUUCGGCUGCCCACGCCCAUGGAGUGCCCCUCCGCCAUCUACCAGCUCAUGAUGCAGUGCUGGCAGCAGGAGCGCGCCCGCCGCCCCAAGUUCGCCGACAUCGUCAGCAUCCUGGACAAGCUCAUCCGCGCUCCCGAAUCCCUCAAGACCCUGGCUGACUUUGACCCCCGAGUGUCCAUCCGGCUGCCCAGCACCAGCGGCUCCGAGGGGGUGCCCUUCCGCACCGUGUCCGAGUGGCUCGAGUCCAUCAAGAUGCAGCAGUACACAGAGCACUUCCUGGCAGCUGGCUACACGGCCAUUGAGAAGGUGGUACAGAUGACCAACGAUGACAUCAAGAAGAUUGGGGUGCGGCUGCCCGGCCACCAGAAGCGCAUCGCCUACAGCCUGCUGGGACUCAAGGAGCAAGUGAACACAGUGGGGAUCCCCAUCUGAGCUCCGACGGGGCCUCGCGCCCCCCUCGGCCAAGAAUACUUGAAGAAACAGUGGCCUCCCUGCCAGCUCUGCGCCUGGCGCCAGGGACCUUAUUUAUUUCCAGUUGUUUCUUACGGAUGCCCCCCUGAGGCCUCUGCUGGGGGCAGGGCGGGUGUCUAGAGGACAGCUUGGCCUGAACUGAACUGAGGAGGUGCUCAGGGAUCCGGGUCGGGGUGCUUUGCCCACAAAGGACAGCAGCCAAGCACUUAGCAGGCACCGCCGUGGUCCCAGCUCCUGGGCAGGCGCCCCGCCAAGGCCGUGGGACAUACACGCGGGGCAUUUCCAAACCGGCCUCCCUCUCGCCGUCUCAGGAGGCGAGUGGUCGCAGGAACAGGGUACCUCACGCCCCACCCACUCACGAGCAGAGGACAGACAGCACGCUCAGCCGGGAGAGGCCCAGAGUUGUUCCCCAUCUUCUAGUGCAGCGGUCGGCAAACUGCGGCUCGCGAGCCACAUGCGGCUCUUUGGCCCCUUGAGUGUGGCUCUUCCACAAAAUACCGACUUCUGCACAUGGGCCACGAAGUUUCAAUCGCACUGUACGUGCGCGCCCGCACGUGGUAUUUUAUGGAAGAGCCACACUCAAGGGACCAAAGAGGCGCAUGUGGCUCGAGAGCCGCAGUUGGCGGACCACGGUGCCUUCCGCAGGCCCUGUCCUCAGCCCCCAGGGGCCAAACCCGUGCUUCCCCAGGGCCCUCACAGGAUGCUCGGUUGUGUUGAGGUUUUUUAAAAUAUAUAUUUUGUACUUUGUGGAGAGAAUGUGUGUGUGACAGGGGGCCCGGCUAGGGCUUGGGGCCGAGGACGGUGUGUCAGACAUUCCCAGGCAGGGGGCUGGUCCAUCCAUCUCUCGCCUCCUUAGACAACAUUCAUGACUCCGUCAGUGUUAACGAUUCUGUUUUGUGGGGAGUUGUUGUUUUUUUUGAACCUUAAUUUAUUAUUAUUUUUUUAUAUUUAUUGUUAGGAAAUGACUUAUUUCUGCUCUGGAAUAAAGUUGCAGAUGGAUCAAACUGA